Quercus lobata is the source of this 2157-nucleotide messenger RNA. RefSeq lists its product as uncharacterized. Bases 177 to 1136 code for a protein of 319 amino acids. The record is from RefSeq and is a predicted model, not a curated record. Lineage: Eukaryota; Viridiplantae; Streptophyta; Magnoliopsida; Fagales; Fagaceae. The transcript is spliced from 2 exons.
CUUUGACCAUUGACCAAGUCAAAUUUUUUAACAGGACCUGUCUUGCUCAGUUUUUCGAGUAGAUUCUGAUUUUGGGCCCCAUUUCUGCAUUUGAGGUCUCUAAAUCUCACUUUUUGGUCAUUUUUUUCAUUAUGGCUUAACAAAGCGAACGAGAUAUCAUACGUCCUAUUACCAUCAUGUUGGAUGGUCUUACUAGCUAUCAUGCAUGGUCUCAGAAUAUGACUGUCUUUCUCAAGGGUCGUAAACUGUGGAGAUAUGUGACUGUUUCAAUUCCUAAGCCAAUACCAAACCAUAAGUCCAAAGCCACAGUUGCUGAAGAGUCUUCCAAGACUGCUGUUACAACAGAUGAUUAUGAAGAACGUCUAGAGGAAUGGGAGAGAAUUCAGAGUAAGAUCUUGUCUUGGUUUAUCAAUACCUCUAUUCCCUCCAUUCAUAAUCUUCUUCCUCGUCUUGAAACUGCUGAGGCUGCUUGGAAAUUUUUGGCCGAUCGCUAUAACUGCACUAAUGAUUCAAGUUUGGAGUUUCACAUUGAAUCAAAACUUUAUCAAAUGUGCCAAGAGACAGGUCAGUCUAUUUUUGAUUUUUAUUCUCAGACUUCUACUAUGUGGGAACAACUCUCUGCUGCAGAUCCUCCACUGGUGUGUUCUAAGGACAUUGAGCUCUUUAUCAAAUAUCGGGAUCGCCGUAAAUUUAUGCACUUCAUGAUGGGUUUACGUGAGGAUUUUGAGCCUACUAGGGCUUCUCUGCUUAGCCGAUCUCCUACUCCUUCUCUUGAUGCUGCAGUAAAGGAGCUCAUUUCUGAGGAGAAUUGUCGGCCUACUUAUCACGUGACAUCAUCUAAUCAUGUAUUGGCUACACCUUCACCACAGCCUUCCAUUGUUGCAUUCACUGCUCCUCUGCAAAUAAACUCCGGGAGUCCCACCUCUCAGUCUUUCAAAAGUACUCACUGCAAGUUUUGUCGUGCUAAAGGUCAUGACAUCUCUGUUUGUCGCAAGCUACAGAAAUUUGUGCAAGAACAGAAUAAAGCUUCUCUUCCUCAGGCAACUGAUGUAUGUCCUUCAGAUCCAUCAGUUCCUACAGGUCCAUCUUUGGCUUCCUCACUUACUACGGCUGAUAUUGAGACAGUUGUUCAAUAGGUUUUAUCCCGCACUUCUACUGGCCUUUCUGUCACCUCAGGAUUCCCAGACGGGUCAAGUGCUUGGGACAGGCCAUAAGGUUGGUCGCAUAUUUGAGGUUCAUGACUUGAAGAUUCCUUCACAAGUUGUUUCUGCAGCUGCUAUCACUGCCACCUCCUCACCUGAUCUAUAGCAUGCCCAUCUUGGUCAUCCAUCCUUAUCUCGUCUUCAGUUGUUAGUUUUUCAAGGUCAUUUAGGUUUAGUUCAGUUUCAAAAAUUUGAUUGUACUUUCUGUCAUUUUGGCAAACAAACAAAAUUGCCCUUUAAUAAAAGUGACUCAUUUUCUUCUGCCCCUUUUGAUCUUAUACAUUCUGAUAUUUGAGGUCCUGCACCUGUUCCCACUGAGGGGGGAUCUAAAUAUUUUGUCAUAUUUGUGGAUGAUUUUUCUCGAUAUACUUGGAUUUAUCUGCUUCACCAUAGGUCUGAACUUGUGUCUAUUUACCAAACAUUUCAUAAAAUGAUUGAAACACAGUUCAAUCGCACCGUUAAAGUCUUUCGAUCAGAUAAUGCCCAAGAAUAUAAUGAUAAAUCUUUCCUAUCCUUUUUAGACAGUCAUGGUACUCUUCCUCAGCGAUCUUGUCCUUACACCUUUCAACAAAAUGGUCGUGCAGAACGAAAACAUCGUCAUAUUCUUGAUGUUGUCCGCACCCUUCUCAUUUCUGCUUCUCUUCCUGAGCGCUUUUGGGGUGAGGCCGCACUCACUGCUGUGCACACCAUUAACAAAUCACCAUUUGAGCUUCUCUAUGGUCAAACUCCCGACUACUCCUCUCUUUGGGUUUUUGGUUAUGCUUGCUUUGUCUCUUUUCCUCCUUAUGAACGAACAAAGCUCCAACCUCGUACUCGUCUCUGUUGUUUCCUUGGUUAUGGUGUGUCUUAAAAAGGGUUUCGCUGCUAUGAUCCCAUUUCUCAUCGCCUUCGUGUCUCCCCUCAUCAGUGGCGGCGCCAUGUACAGGUUAGGGUGUUCCCAGGAACACCCUGACCU